Messenger RNA from Coffea eugenioides, 1893 nucleotides. RefSeq names its product beta-glucosidase BoGH3B-like. Gene Ontology annotation, biological process: glucan catabolic process. The record is from RefSeq and is a predicted model, not a curated record. The coding region runs from base 1 to 1893 and encodes 630 amino acids. NCBI's taxonomy places the organism in Eukaryota, Viridiplantae, Streptophyta, Magnoliopsida, Gentianales, Rubiaceae. Gene Ontology annotation, molecular function: beta-glucosidase activity. The transcript is spliced from 8 exons.
AUGGGUUCGAGUGGUUUUUUCCCCACAGUGGGAAUUUUGUUCCUAUUUGCAUGGGGAGCAGUUGCAGAACAAGGAGAAUACAUAUUAUACAAGGACCCAAAACAGCCAGCUUUUAGAAGAAUUAAUGACCUAAUGUCAAGAAUGACACUUGAGGAAAAAAUUGGGCAAAUGACACAGCUUGAUAGAGUCUAUACAACUCCUGAGAUAUUGAAGAAUUACUCAAUUGGAAGUUUGCUCAGUGGUGGAGGAAGUGUUCCUCUUCCAAAUGCAACUCCUAAGGAUUGGGUUGAUAUGAUUAACAAUUUCCAGAAGGGUUCUCUUUCUAGCAGACUUGGGAUCCCUAUGGUUUAUGGGAUUGAUGCUGUCCAUGGCCAUAAUAAUGUCUACAAGGCUACCAUAUUCCCCCAUAAUAUUGGUCUUGGAUCCACCAGAGAUCCGGAGUUGGUGAGAAGGAUUGGAGCUGCAACUGCUCUUGAAGUUAGAGCUACUGGAAUUCAAUAUGCUUUCGCUCCAUGCAUUGCGGUCUGUAGAGAUCCAAGAUGGGGUAGGUGUUAUGAGAGUUACAGUGAAGAUCCACAAAUUGUGAAAGAGAUGACUGAAAUUAUUAAGGGAUUACAAGGAGAAAUCCCUCCUGGAGGGCGUAAGGGUGUUCCUUAUGUUGGUGGACCGGACAAAGUUGCAGCUUGUGCAAAACAUUUUGUUGGUGAUGGUGGAACGACAAAGGGAAUCAAUGAGAACAACACAGUGACUGAUUGGCAUCGAUUGAUGAGCAUUCAUAUGCCUGGAUAUGAUGCCUCCAUCAUCAAGGGUGUCUCAACUGUCAUGGUUUCCUACUCCAGCUACAACGGACUAAAAAUGCAUGCCAACCGUAACCUUGUAACUGAUUUCCUCAAAGGCAGGAUGAGGUUCAGGGGUUUUGUGAUAUCGGAUUGGCAAGGAAUUGACAAAAUUACAACGCCAGCACACGCAAAUUACACGUUGUCUGUUCUAGAUGGGAUUUCAGCUGGAAUUGAUAUGAUUAUGGUUCCUGACAACCACACAGAAUUCAUUGAUACUUUGACUUACUUGGUUAAAAACAACUACAUCCCUGUAAGCAGAAUUGAUGAUGCAGUCAGGAGGAUUUUGAGAGUCAAGUUCACCUUGGGAUUGUUUGAGAAACCUUAUGCUGAUUACACUUACAUUGAUCAACUUGGUAGCCAGGCUCAUAGAGAUUUGGCUAGGGAAGCUGUGAGGAAAUCACUUGUGCUGUUGAAGAAUGGGAAUAAUGCUGAUGAACCAUUAAUUCCCCUCUCCAAGAAAGCAAGGAAAAUCUUAGUUACAGGAACUCAUGCCCACAAUCUGGGAUACCAAUGCGGAGGCUGGACAAUUGCAUGGCAAGGACUCAGUGGCAACAACCAUACCGCUGGAACCACAAUCUUGAAUGGUAUUACAGCAGCAGUUGAUCAUGGCACUGAGGUUGUUUACAAAGAAAGCGUCGACGGUUCUGAUUUUGUCACGGACAACAACUUCGACUAUGCAAUCGUUGUUGUUGGUGAGCCUCCAUAUGCAGAAACUGCAGGGGACAAUGCCAACUUAACCAUUCCUGAACCAGGUCCAUCUACAAUCACCAACGUCUGUAGCAGUGUCAAGUGUGCUGUUGUCGUCGUAUCCGGCAGACCUCUUGUGGUUGAGCCCUACCUUUCAUCCAUUGAUGCUUUGGUUGCUGCAUGGCUCCCUGGAACUGAAGGCCAAGGAGUUGCUGAUGUUCUCUUUGGAGACUAUGGAUUCACCGGAAAAACUUCUCGUACUUGGUUCAAGACUGUUGAGCAGCUGCCAAUGAACUAUGGUGAUGAGCAUUAUGAUCCACUCUUCCCUCUUGGACAUGGCCUCACAACUGAGCCUGAUCAAAGCUAG